Molecule: messenger RNA, 3954 nt
Organism: Aspergillus pseudotamarii
Lineage: Eukaryota; Fungi; Ascomycota; Eurotiomycetes; Eurotiales; Aspergillaceae
Exons: 15
Coding region: 1-3954 (1317 amino acids)
Molecular function (GO): phosphatidylcholine lysophospholipase A1 activity
Source: RefSeq, a predicted model, not a curated record
AUGGGCUGGGCCAUGAGGGUCUGCCUCAUAGGGCUGACCCUAUUGUCACUCGUUUGUUCGUCACUCUCUGUAUAUCUGGACGCGCUUUCUCCUUCCAAGACCGCGUCGCUGCAGGCUCGUGCGACAAAGCCGUUUACCCUACGAAUCAUGCCCCUAGGGGCAUCGAUUACCACUGGACUCAAAUCAUCUGACAAGAAUGGGUACCGCAUUUCUCUUCGCCAGCAGCUGCGCUACGCUGGAUGGGAGGUCAACAUGGUGGGCAGUCUGUCCUCUGGUACCAUGCACGACAACGAAAAUGAAGGUCAUAGUGGCUAUCGAAUUGAAGAGGUUGCAAGGAUGGCCGAGAGGACCAUUCCUCAACAGCCGAAUCUCAUCCUCAUCAAUGCUGGCACAAAUGAUGCCACUCAGCCGUUUCAUCCCGAUACGGCCGGCGAGCGGAUGAACGCCAUGCUCACACGAUUAUUCGAUGCCAUCCCUGGAACAACUAUCGUCCUGUCCACCCUCCUGCCCAAUAAGUGGGCUCCGGAGAACGCUGCCUUGAUCAGCGCGCAGAUUCGCCAAAUUGUAGCCGACCGCCGCGAGCAGGGGCAGCGAAUUGUCCUGGCGGAAAUGAGUGACUUCAUCACGCUAGACGAAUUGCAGGAUGGUACCCACCCAACAGAUCACGGAUACUUCAAAAUGUCCUCUGUUUGGUGGGCCGCUAUUCAGGUAGCUGAGAAGGAAGGCAUGCUCCAGCCGCCCAAAGAUAUCGGGGUCGAUGACAAGAGCUCAACAACUUGCGAGAAAAAAUAUGGUAGUGGCAAUGACCGCGGCCGAGUCCAAACACAGCGUGGAAGUGGGUAUGAUGACGGAGACUAUGUCCAUAGCAGUCAGCCCAUGGGGUAUCUGACGUCGGUUACUACCACCGGCGAAGGGGAUGCUCACCCUGGUCUUAACUAUGCCCAGCUGGUCAACAAGUGGGGUGCCCACCGUGAAGGUGCCCUGGAUGAGCUUGUCUGGACCAGAGAUGGUCUUGGCACUUGGAUGUACAUCAACAACAACAAUGGGGAAUUUGGCGCCGGCGUUAAGAUUGAUGUCAAAGACAACUGUCUUGCGCGAGGUGUGCGCUGGGGCGACGUGAAUGGUGACGGUUACGACGACUUCAUCUGCAUCAGUCGCGAAGGUGCCAUGUAUGUUUCGAUCAAUGAGGGCGGCAACCCUCCUACCUUCCGGUCUAUCGGCCUGGUGAGAGCUGCCCCCGGUGGCGAUCUGAACCAGGCCAAUGUGCGACUGGGGGAUAUCGAUGGCGACGGACGAAUUGACUACUGUCUAGCCAAGGGCAACGGUGACAUUCAAUGCUGGAGAAAUGGCGGCCAAAAGGAUGCACCGACUGCCGAGUAUCAGGGAUACUGGCAGGACCUUGGGACCGUGUUCACUGGUAAAGGAAUGGGUGACCUCAGGGGCGUUCGCUUUGUCGAUAUCAAUGGCGACUUCCGCAGUGACUGGCUGUGGGUCAGUGACACAGGAGAGGUCACGACCUAUAUCAACAACCGGGGCACUGGUAAGAGUCUGAAGCCCGAGUGGCGAGCUGCUGGCGUCACGCAUCCAGGAAUGGGCAAGAAGGGUACCAGAGACCGUGUCAAGUUUGGAAGAGUCUAUGCCCACGGUGGUGCCGAUUAUGUUGUCAUCGAAACGAAGAAGGACGGAAAGAACUACAAGCAUAACACGCACGCCUUCAAGAAUACCGGGCAUGGCGGUACUCAGCUGAAGGCGGACGGAGAUCACUAUUGUGACAUGCGAGGAACUGGUGCAGACGACUAUGUCUGGAUUUCUCCCGAGGGUCGCGGAUUCCUUUACGGAAAUAUCCACGAUCCGCCUGUCUGGAUCCCAGAAGGCAUCGAAAUUUUCAACGUUAAUAAGGAUCGGAAAGGCCUACACCUGGCUGACUUUGACGGUGACGGGAAGUGCGAUCUUUGGUCUGUCAAUCGGGACACUGGAGAGGCUGAAGUCUGGUUGAACAAGUGGAGCGAGAGUGUACAGAAUGCCUUCUUCACACACCAGGGUAUAGUCACCGGCAGCGCAAAAUGCAACGAGGGCUGGGGUGUUGGCCUUUAUGACCUUGGACUGCGCUUUGCUGAUAUCGAUGGGGAUGGGCGUGCCGAUUACCUUUGCAUGGAGCCGAAUGGUCGUACAGAUGGCUGGCUCAAUAAGGGGGUCGGCAAAUUCGAGAGUGUCAACCAGGUCAAGCACAGCGAGGGCUAUGACCGUGCAAAUCAUCGGUGGGCGGAUGUCAAUGGUGACGGGAGAGCCGACUUCCUAUGGGUUGACAAGUUCAACGGCGACACUACUGUCUGGGUUAAUAAUGGCAAAAUACCUACCUCUGGUUCUAGCUUCAACUGGAAAAAGCUCGAGGGCCCACGAUACCAAGGCUCUGACCGCGGCGUACGUACACCCACGCAUGACAGAAGGAAUGACACUCUGGACCCUAAGCUGGUUCCGUAUGAUCCUCCGAAGCAGCCUACACCAAGUGGAAACCCGAGCAUUCCGACGCAAACACCUGAAAUCCCUAGCAACGGGCUUCCAGAAGAUUACUACAAAAACUGGCCUCUUCAUGACGAUGAUGUUGCCGAUGAUAUCUGCGGCAAUUUGGGUUACCUGGAGAAAUCUCACUGGCAACAGUAUGAUAUUGGUAACUGGCUGGUAAUUACGUCUGCCUGGUAUCAAAAGCUAACUCUCGACAAUGGAAAUGACUUCGAAUGGGAUCGAAGCGUGCCUGUAACAUUUGCACGUUACAAUGGCACAGAUCGGGAGAGCGAUGCUUAUAUCUGGGACUGUAAUAAUGUUGACAAUACCUGCAGCGCUCAAAACCUUGGCGAUUAUGACAAGUGCAAAGACACUCGCUUCUAUCGUGCAGCCGUCCUAUAUGCCGCGCAGAAUCUGGCAAGAUACCUUGAAAUAGUCAAGAGCAGAAUGAACACUGCUUGGGAAAAGAUGGACUGGAAGAGCGCCAAAAUGAUCGAUACAUAUUCUAAAGCCGGCCAGAACGACAACAUAUUCCCGGACACCAGUGCCCUUACUGUAGCCGCGGCAAUUGCAGGAGGUCUCUCCGUUUUUAUGAUGCCUCAGUUCUGGGGAGUAGCCGGUGGAGCUCUGGGGGUUUCAUCUCAGGUCGUAGGGUUCCUCCAGAUGUCUAACGCAGAGACAAAAUUCAACACCUAUGCCGAGAUGACCGACAAAGCCGCGGAUAUCUAUGGAGCCUCGGAGGGCGCAGUUGAUACGCUGUUCAACAAUCUCUUCACCAAGGUACCUCCUAGAGAUGCAAACUGGAUCAAUGCCCCGAAUACGCUCUCUCUUCCGCGAUUUUUGCAGACUGGGGACUUCGUCGACUCCCGGUCCGUCGAAUCGGAUAACCCCUUGGUGCCUUCGGCGGAUAGUCUGGUCCCUCUGAUUGCAGCUCCAAUGGUCAAACUCCUCUGGGAAGAGCAAAAAGUCUGGGUGCUAAAGCUCGGCAACGACUUCUUCAAAUCCCCGAAAAAGGGUGGUUAUCACCCCUGCGACGGUGCUGGCGAAAUGGAGGAAGUCUAUGAUAAGUAUAGCAAUUGGACGCAAAACAAGUUUUGUAAUCCUGAUGGAACAGCCUUCUUUGUUUUUUCCGGCACAACUACGACUCCCUAUGGUCUCGACAAACUGGAGGAAGAAUUUGGCUUCACCGGGCACGACAUCGCCAAGUCCUCCGAGCUAAUUCAGAACCACUACGGCAAGUAUCGUCCGGAAAUCAGCUCCGACGAUUACUUCUCCUGGGUGCCGCCCACCAAUAGCGGCGGCGAUGUUGCUCUGUGGGAGUUGAUGCGGUGGAACUUCCCAGUUUGUGACACAACAAAGCUAGAACCGAGGGAUGUGUGGCAAUGUGAUUCGGUUUGGCAAGAAUUUACCCAGGUAGGUUUGAAUGGCUGUACUGCUUAUGAACUUCGCUGA